This is a messenger RNA of Castor canadensis (American beaver), 2704 nucleotides long. The record is from RefSeq and is a predicted model, not a curated record. Lineage: Eukaryota; Metazoa; Chordata; Mammalia; Rodentia; Castoridae.
UGUGCGGGAUGACAGAAUCCGAGUAGAAAGGAUGGAUAACAUUUAUUUUGAAUAUAGCCAUGCUUUCCAGGCAGUUACUGAGUUUUAUGCAAAGGAGAUAGUCGACAUCAAAGGUUCUCAAAGUUUUUCUGGCAUUAUUAAUUUGGAGAAACCUGUGAUUUGCUCUUUGGCUGCCAUAAUAAGAUACCUAAAAGAAUUUAACUUGGAAAAGAUGCUCUCUAAACCUGAGAAUUUUAAACAGCUGUCAAGUGAAAUGGAAUUUAUGACAAUUAAUGGAACAACAUUAAGAAAUCUAGAAAUCCUACAGAAUCAGACUGAUAUGAAGACCAAAGGAAGUUUACUUUGGGUUUUAGACCACACUAAAACUUCUUUUGGAAGACGGAAGUUAAAGAAGUGGGUGACGCAGCCACUCCUUAAAUUAAGGGAAAUAAAUGCCCGACUUGAUGCAGUAUCUGAAGUUCUCCAUUCUGAAUCUAGUGUGUUUGGCCAGAUAGAAAAUCAUCUACAUAAAUUGCCUGACAUAGAGAGAGGACUCUGCAGCAUUUACCACAAAAAAUGUUCUACCCAAGAGUUCUUCUUGAUUGUCAAAAGUCUAUAUCACCUAAAGUCAGAAUUUCAAGCAUUAAUACCUGCUGUUAAUGCCCACGUUCAGUCAGAGUUGCUCCAAACAUUUAUUUUAGAAAUUCCUGAACUCCUCAAGCCAGUGGACCAUUACUUAAAGAUACUUAAUGAACAAGCUGCUAAAAUUGGGAAUAAAACUGAAUUAUUUAAAGACCUUUCAGAGUUUCCUUUGAUAAGAAAGAGGAAGGAUGAAAUCCAAGAAGUUACUGAAAAAAUCCAAAUACAUUUACAAGAAAUACGAAAAAUACUGAAAAAUCCUUCUGCACAAUAUGUGACAGUAUCAGGACAGGAGUUUAUGAUUGAAGUAAAGAACUCUGCCAUAUCUUGCAUACCGUCUGACUGGGUGAAGGUUGGAAGCACAAAAGUUGUGAGCCGCUUUCACUCUCCUUUUAUUGUAGAACAUUAUAGACAACUGAAUCAGCUCCGGGAGCAGCUAGUCCUUGACUGCAAUGCUGAAUGGCUUGAUUUUCUAGAGAAUUUCAGUCAACAUUACCAUUCUUUGUGUAAAGCAGUGCAUCACCUAGCAACUGUUGACUGCAUUUUCUCCCUGGCCAAGGUCGCUAAGCAAAGAGAUUACUGCAGGCCCACUCUACAAGAAGAAAGGAAAAUCAUCAUAAAAAAUGGAAGGCACCCUGUGAUUGAUGUGUUACUGGGAGAACAAGAUCAGUAUGUUCCCAAUAGCACAAAUUUAUCAGAGGACUCAGAGAGAGUGAUGAUAAUUACUGGCCCAAACAUGGGUGGAAAAAGCUCCUACAUAAAACAGGUUGCGCUGAUUACUAUCAUGGCUCAGAUUGGAUCCUUCGUUCCUGCAGAAGAAGCGACAGUCGGGAUUGUAGAUGGCAUUUUCACAAGAAUGGGUGCUGCGGACAAUAUAUAUAAAGGACGGAGUACAUUUAUGGAAGAACUGACUGACACAGCAGAAAUAAUCAGAAAAGCAACAUCACAGUCCUUGGUUAUCUUGGAUGAACUGGGAAGAGGAACGAGCACUCAUGAUGGAAUCGCUAUUGCAUAUGCUACGCUUGAGUAUUUUAUUAGAGAUGUGAAAUCCUUAACCCUGUUUGUCACCCAUUAUCCACCAGUUUGUGAACUAGAAAAAAGUUACUCACCACAGGUGGGGAACUACCACAUGGGAUUCUUGGUCAAUGAGGAUGAAAGCAAACAGGAUCCAGGUGAGGAAGAACAAGUGCCCGAUUUUGUCACGUUUCUUUAUCAGAUGACCAGAGGAAUUGCAGCAAGGAGUUAUGGACUAAAUGUGGCUAAACUAGCAGAUGUUCCUAGAGAAAUUUUAAAGAAAGCAGCUCACAAGUCAAAGAGCUGGAAGGAUUAGUAAACAUGAAAAGGAAAAGGCUAAAGUAUUUUGCAAAAUUAUGGACAACACAUAAUGCAAAAGACCUGCAAGAGUGGAUGGACAAAUUUGAAAUGGAAGAAAUAAAGACUUCUCUUCCUUAUUAAAAUGAAGACUAUAUUUUUUAACAAAAAAUGGAGAAUUAAAAAUACCAACCUUAUAAAACAACUCUCCAGUAACACUCCAUCUUUGUGUGACAUAAAAGCAUAAAAUUAUGACCUUGAUAUAUUCCUUUUGGAAACAGAUUCUUGUUUUUUAAAUUCCUGCCCUCCUGAAUUUCAAAAUAUUAACAUAUAAAUACUUUUGAAUAUGAAGGUUUCCACUAUGUAAAUAGAAAAGUUCCUGGACAGUAAGUGUCACAUAAAAUCAAAAUCUUUAAAAUAAAACUUAAAGGGGUAGAAUACAAACACAGAGGUAUUUGGAGAGUAAUAUAAAUUUUAAAUUUGUAUUUUUAUUUGUUUUAGUUCAGACAAUUGUCACAGAGCAAAUAUGGAAGAAAUUUGCCUUUCCAAUGCAACUAAAAUAAUUUUAUAAUACCACUGGUUUAUUCACCGUGAACAUAAGAAUUUUUUGAUAGAAACAGAAAAAAAUCAUUGAGCUUUUAGAAAGUAGAACAUGCAACGUGGGAAGAAUAAAGUCAUAUGAAAUUCGAAGACAAACAUUGUCAUAGUUUUAAGCAGUUUAAAGAUUGCUGGAUGAAAUUAUUUUGUCAUUCAAGUAAUAAAUAUUUAAUGAAUA